AUGUCGUCGCCAUUGGCUCCCCGAGUUUUCUUCCUUUGCUGGCUCGUCGCUUUGUUUUUCACUGUUUCGAUACAGGCUCAGCUCACAGCUGGAACUGCCGUCGGCACAGCUACAUACGCAGCUCCAACAAAUGGAACUCCAACAGCUACUUUGACGCCUCCGACUCCCACCAACACUGAGUCUAGCAGCAGCGCACACAAUCAGUUCUCGUCAUCGCUAGCGCUAUUCGGCGCUCUGAUAGCAUCUGUCCCUAUCUUUUAA
This is a messenger RNA of Orbilia oligospora ATCC 24927, 261 nucleotides long. RefSeq lists its product as uncharacterized. The transcript has 3 exons. The record is from RefSeq and is a predicted model, not a curated record. Lineage: Eukaryota; Fungi; Ascomycota; Orbiliomycetes; Orbiliales; Orbiliaceae. The coding region runs from base 1 to 261 and encodes 86 amino acids.